Messenger RNA from Hyalella azteca, 2147 nucleotides. Its product is annotated as SET domain-containing protein 9. The coding region runs from base 151 to 1896 and encodes 581 amino acids. The record is from RefSeq and is a predicted model, not a curated record. The transcript has 2 exons. Lineage: Eukaryota; Metazoa; Arthropoda; Malacostraca; Amphipoda; Hyalellidae.
GGUGGCAGUCUUACAAAUAUCGCUUCGUACCGUGGCUCUCAUUCAACCUUCCUAAACGAGCCCUAUCCUAUUUUCGUUACAACUAUAUAUGCUCACAUGCGUCAACUGUGAAACGAAACGAUCGAGGUCUCAGCUCAUUAAUUUUAUAUUAUGCCUCCCGAAAGAAAAGUGAACACUCUACUCGAGGUGGCGACAAGAAGCUGCAUAUCAUGGCUAAUGAAAUGCACCUUAAAAUGGCAAGGAGUUCCUGCCAGGAAAUUGCAGCGUGAGUACAUCAUCCGUUGCCUCAGUCCCAUAACUCGACAGCAGUUGUUGUCAAGUGUGCUCUCUCGACACAUGCACGACAUCUCAGCAGAUCUUAAAGUUCAAAUGCUCGAGCUUCUUGGCGAUGACAAGACCACAUCUUUCGAUCUGUCGUCUUCGGGGUAUCAGUACAUCGAAGAAGUCUUCAAUAUCUAUCGCGCCAUUGCGUUCUGCUGUCUAGUAAAUAUCACGCGACUUGGGAUAAUUUGUGACCUCAGCAAGAUCAGUGACAAGCAAUUCAGGUCGGACGUCAACGCGCUUUUCUACCUUCCUCUGGGCAAAAUGAACCGGUUGACGUCUGUGACAUUGCGCAGCUUGGGUGACGCCAAACUUCUGUCGACGCUUGGUUUAAAUUGCACGAAUUUAGAGUAUUUGGACAUUUCUGAGUCUCAUAAUGUGGACGACGAUUGCUUGGCACACCUCUACUUGAGCAAUGCUGAACCACUUACAGAACUCCGAGAUGGUCAACGCCGAUAUAUGCUCACGAAAUUUCACAAGUGCUGUUACACGCUGAAAUUUCUUGGCCUGGCAGCUACUGCAGUGACCACUGAAACCGUGACUUCUUUGGCUAUGAUGAUGCCGAACCUAGAAUCUCUCGGUGGACAUUUGGACUUAGGCUCCAUGUGCGCCGCUCUUGCCAUGCCUUAUGGUGGUCUAAACAGUCCAAGUGCAGAGCCUUGCGUCUUGCUUGAAGUAUUUGAUCUGGAAAGAGAUGGAUUGCAUAAACUAUCGGUGAAGAACUAUGAAGCUGUCUUCGCAAGAAAACAUGAGGCUGAAGCGUCCGACGAAUUCGGACCUUCGGGGUUUCUUGUGCCUCCUCCGUCCACUCUGAAAUACACCCAACUUUGGGACGUUUCUAUCGGGGCUGAAGUGUCCCUUAUUUUAAAUAACGUCUGCCCGGAUGUCUCUGAAUUUCACAUACGUUACAAUUCGCUUUCAAGCCUCGCCGAGUUCCAUCACUUGAAGGUUUUGGACGUUGACUGUGAUUUCGGGUCUGAGUGGCCGUAUUAUUUACUGCAGUACUUGAAGCAACGCGGCUCUUCUUUGACAUCACUGUCUGUGACACUAUCUGUCACUACCUUCAUGCCGCUCUCCGAACUUCAAUCCAGUUGCCCUAACCUGGAAAGGCUGUCGAUGCCGAUAUUUACGGAAAGCGAAGAGACAACUUUACUCAAGCUUACUUCUGCCAACAUUUCUGUCGAAUCCUGGGAAGUUCUAGAGUGUUUCAGCAAAGCUCACCCUCAAUUGAAGGAGCUAUACGUUGUUUUGAAUCGUCUUUGGCCGUCGUAUGGCCUGUACAAGGAACUAACUGACAGUGUUUUUACCGACAUCCUAAGUUGUUCGUCGUUCAGUAACCUAGAAAAACUCGUCAUCGGCAAAUGCCAGCUUGGUAAGAGAGCUGUGGAGCUUUGCCUGGGACCGAGUUGUCCAAAGCUACGCGUGUUAGGCUACGUAGAUCGCUGGAGUAAUCUUUCUAGAGAAGACGUGACUAAUUUACAGAAUGAGAUCCUUGAGCGGAAUCUUGACAUUGUGCUCCUCAAAUCAUCCGAUAAAAGAGGAACGUACUUUACCUUCAACGAGGGGAUUUACUGAUUUAAUCUGGCAGCUUUAAACUCAAAUCUAACUUUCUCUCAGUUGUGAAAUGUUCAUUAAAAAUUUUUGCUAUCAGCUUUAUACUCGAAUCAAAUCUAACAUUCUUUUCAUUUCUGAAAUAAGCAUUGAAUUUUUCGGCUUAAUCUGCUCUAUUGAAAAUAUCAAAUCAAACAUGGAUACCAUUAAUUCGUUUCUCAUUCUAUUCUCACCUAAAAAUAGCAGCAUCCUAGAAUUUGCUGAAAAUUGUAUUU